Messenger RNA from Phytophthora sojae, 4299 nucleotides. RefSeq lists its product as hypothetical. Gene Ontology annotation, molecular function: UDP-glycosyltransferase activity; hexosyltransferase activity. Bases 1 to 4203 code for a protein of 1400 amino acids. Lineage: Eukaryota; Oomycota; Peronosporomycetes; Peronosporales; Peronosporaceae. The record is from RefSeq and is a predicted model, not a curated record. Gene Ontology annotation, biological process: carbohydrate metabolic process. The transcript is spliced from 3 exons.
AUGGAGGCCGCGCAGCAGGAGCAGCACCAGGAGAAGGAAGACGAUAAGCCCAAGAUGCAGGAGGAGACCACGCAGAGCGAGGAAGAGGAGACGCCCCCGCCCCCAGCGCCGGUCGAUGCGGACAAGCCCAAGCGCUGGAAGGAGGCGUUCUCGCGCGCCGUGCAGACGGUCAUGGAAGAGCGGCGCCAGUCCAUCGGCGCCGGCGGGGGCAAGCUCACGAGCUUCGCGGACGUGGUGCAGGCGGCCGCCGCCUUCGACCGCGAGGGCCACAUCCACAUGGACUUCGACGAGGACGACGACAAGUACGACAUCUCGGCGCUGCAGGAGCAGGCCAAGAAGCGCGAGGACGCGUCGCUGCGCUCCACGCGCCAGAGCAGCCGCGCCGACUACGACGCGCCCCUCAUGACCAUCUGCAUCAUGAUCGUGGGCACCCACGGAGACGUGCAGCCGUUCGUGGCCAUCGCCAAGAGGCUCCUCCAGGACGGCCACCGCGUGCGGCUCGCCACCCACGCAGUGUAUCGGAACUUUGUCAUGAGCCACGACGUCGAGUUCUACCCGCUCACUGGAGACCCCAAGGAGCUCUCGGCCUACAUGGUCAAGACGGGCGGCCACCUGAUCCCUCUCAACCUCGAGACGAUCCAAAAGGACAUGCCGCGCAACAUGCAGAUGAUCGAGGAGAUUCUCUACUCGACGUGGCCAGCAGUGUCCGAGGCAGACCCCGAAGGUGGAGGCCCUGGUAUUCCCGGCAAACCUUUUCGGGCGCAGGCCAUCAUCUCGAACCCGGUCACGUACGGCCAUAUUCACGUGGCAGAACGUCUUGGAGUGCCGCUGCAUAUCAUGUUUCCGCAGCCAUGGGUGCCCACAACCGCGUUCCCGCACCCGCUGUCGAACAUGCCGUACACGGGGAAGCCCAAGAAGGUGAACUACAUGUCAUACAAAAUGGUGGAUCUGCUAAUGUGGCAGGGCACGGAAGGAAUGGUGAACGCGUUUCGUAGGGACAAGCUGGGUCUGAGAAAGAUUCUCAAGGGCGAUGGCGGCCGCGACAUUUUGCUGGACCUUGCGAUCCCCCACGCCUUCAUGUGGAGCCCGCGACUGGUGCCAAAGCCGGAGGACUGGGGGAAAAUUUACGAUGUUAUCGGCACUGUGACGCUGGAGGGACCGAGCUCUUCAUACACACCUUCACCAGAGCUCGAGGCGUUCCUUGGUGACGAUGCAGGCCCAAUUUUUGUGGGCUUCGGGUCUAUGGUUAUUCAAGAUCCGAAGGGAGUCACCAAGAUGAUCAUCGAGGCUGCAGAACAAGCGGGUCUUCGUGCACGAGCAAUUGCAAUGCGUGAUCUCAUGCGGCAAGAAGAUGGCGCAGGUGAAGCUGUUAAGAGCUUCUACCGGAACUUGCCGUUGCAUCAGAUGCGCUGCGACCUUGAGUGUGGACGAGCUGCGACGAUGUGGACUGAGAAGGAUAAAAUUCGCCUCUGUGACGAGUGUGGGUUCGUUGUGAGCUCACGCCCUGAAAAUUCACCGACGGAUAUCGUCGAGUACAAUUUUGUGGACUACUCAGCGCGAGGACCAGAAAAUGUGCUGGAAGGCGCUUCUGCUGGUGUGGGUGCCUUUGCUCACGUAUUUGGAUCGGGUUUCAAGGAUGUAAUUGUGAAGCCUGCACAGGGAUACCGCCAGGAAGGAGCGAAGGGUGCUGUGAUUGGACUGGUGAAAGGCAUCGGUGGACUUAUGAUCAGUCCGUUGGUGGGAACGGUAGUAUUCGCUGACCACCUUGCAACCGGAGCAUAUAACAAUGUCCGGGGAGAUGACGAUAAAAAGAAAGGCUCGCUUCUUGGAGACAACAAAAAGCUUCUGAAUGCCAUGGGGUUCAAGACUCGCAACGUUCACAAUGGAGCACUGAUCUUGGAUGAAGUGGUUGAUUCAGAUAGUUCACAUUCUGCUCAAAUCGCGAUCCAACUAACACCAGAGGAGAAGACCACUCUUGAAAACAGGUUCAACGCGCUCAUGAAAGAGCGUAAGCUGCAUGGACAACCGUCAUUCAAGUUGGCGAAAAGUGGUGGGACAUCGGAAACCACAGCAGCGGAUGCCGCAGCGAUUGUUGUCAAUGUGGACGGAGCCACCUUUAAUGGUACUGACUCAUUUGACAUUGCGUUUGGAGAUGGCGAGAAGGUUGGUGAAGCGCUACGCGAGAGUGAGGUGCAGCAGCUAGAAAACGAAGCCCGCAAGGAAGAUGAAAUCCAGAAAAAACGACUAGAAAGCUUGAGUAGUACCCCAGUACUACCGAAGAUGAAUAUUUGCAUGAUGACAACUGGCACCUGGGAAGAAAGUAUCCAGCAGUACGUCGCGAUCGGACUUCGUCUCAAAGCUGACGGACACUGCGUGCGGAUCGCGACAAACAGUGGCCACCGGGACCGCAUCGUCAGUGCUGGACUAGAUUUCUAUCCACUUGGUGGUAGUGCUAUUACGACUGGAAACUUUUUGCAGUAUCUGCACCAGCGAAGCAAGGAGGAGCCGCGUCACAAGUCUCGAUUGCUGAACUAUGCCCACUCCAAGCUGAAUCACAGGCGCGAGUCGUUCCCAGAAGUGGAUGAUCUACGGGAGCUUGUGUUUUCGCUGUGGCCUGCAUGUGUGGAGGUGGAUCCACUGGUGCCUGGCAAGGCAUUUCGCGCCGACGCCAUCAUUGCGCACCCGUACUUGUUCGGACAGACCAUCGUGGCCGAGCGCCUUGGCGUGCCUCUGCACUGCAUGAGUUACAAUCCACAAUCUCGCACUCAGGCGUUCCCUCACCUCGUCAGCUCGAACAUGAAGCUUCACAGACCGUAUCGUUACGCCCCAACAAACGCAGCAUCAUACGACGUGAUUGACAACGUGCUGUGGAAUGGCAUGCGAGAUGUAUUGGAUGAGUUCCGUUACUUCUUGGGGCUUACCGGCAAGAGUAUCCCUAAGAACUUGCUCGCUGAAUGGCGUAUCCCUCACACCUACCUUUGGAACCCUGCACUUCUGCCGAAACCUCAUGAUUGGGGAAGUGAGAUCACUAUUGCGGGGUACGUGGAGCUGGAGGAGAGUCCCGCCGAGGACACCGACCUUGCUGCCAUUGAACAAGAGUUGUGUUCUUUUGCAAGGGAUGCAGCUGGGUCACCGCUGAUCUACUUUGGCUUCCAAUGUGGCGAUUGGGAUCCGCGCCAAGUUCAAGAUCUGGUUGGCUCCUUAGAAAAGGCUGCCCAGAAAGCGAAUGUGCGUGUUGUAUUCCAAGGCUACGAGAACAGCAACGACGAUGCUGCCUUCUUCGUGGGCGGUACGGAUGUGGUGUUCGAGAUUGACCAACAAUUUCCAGUGAAGCGCAUCCUUCCGCACGUGCAUGCCACAAUGCACUGGGGUGAUCUCUCUAUCACGUCGACGUGCUUGGCAGCAGCGAAGCCUGCGUGCGUUGUCCCGCGUAAUAUUACCCAGCGGAUGUGGGGCCAAGCGUUAGUACUGUCAGGCGCUGGUGUGGAGCCGUUGGAGAUGGAUGCUCUAACGCCGUCUAACCUCGUUCACGUGUUCCGUGUACUAUUGGACCCCAAGCUCACACAUUGCGCCAAGCGCCUAGCCCCGAAGUUUUCAUCGGCUAGUGCCAUUGAGACUGCUGUUUCGGCUUUCUACAGCAACCUUCCCCUCGCAGGGAUGGCCUGCGACCUGGAUCCGGCGCGAAUCGCUCGCGUCUACGAUUCAGACCACGAAAUGAAACUUUCGUACGAGGCAAGACUGGUCGUACACCAAGUUACGCACGACAGAGGCAGCGCGGGGGACUUGAAGUACAAACCCCUCAAAUAUGCGCAGCACCACCCGCCACGGUUCUCAUUGCGAGAGCUGGAGCUGCUGCACUCUUCGUCUGGAAAUCUCAAGAAACACCCGAGGACGAAAGUAUUGUACACGUAUGACCCUGCUAGCGCCGAGUUGGCAGAACGAGUGGACCAGGAACGAGCCUCACUGACGUCCUCCUCAGAUGCGGCGAAGAAGUUUGGCGGCACCCCUCGGAGACGACUGAGUCACCUCUCACGCGCUCAGUCCAUGGCUUUGAACGUGGUGGAAAUGCCGAAGUUUUGGAACUCGCCGGAGGAGCAGGCGAAGAAGACUUUGGAGAUCAGCAGCAAGUACGAAAAGCUGCUUAUGACGCGGAACUUCGCCAACGGUUCGUCCUCGUCGUCCGCGUCGUCUGUCGCGCUCUAGUUCCCUCAAGAACCAGAGUAACUGCUAGCUGAGUGAUAGCGUGCCUAGAUACGAUCUCUUCCACACCCUCGGAUACUAACUCAUUAUAGAUUCCCG